This is a messenger RNA of Myotis daubentonii (Daubenton's bat), 946 nucleotides long. Its product is annotated as olfactory receptor 10D1B-like. The record is from RefSeq and is a predicted model, not a curated record. Lineage: Eukaryota; Metazoa; Chordata; Mammalia; Chiroptera; Vespertilionidae. Gene Ontology annotation, molecular function: olfactory receptor activity; G protein-coupled receptor activity. Gene Ontology annotation, biological process: G protein-coupled receptor signaling pathway. Gene Ontology annotation, cellular component: membrane.
GAGCCCAGCCAUGAGGAAUGCCUCAGUGGUGACCGAGUUCAUCCUGCUGGGCAUCCCACACACAGAGGAUCUGGAGACCGUGCUCUUUGUCCUGUUUUUGACCUUCUACGUCUUCACUCUUGUGGGAAACCUGCUCAUCCUGCUGGCCAUUGCCUCCUCCGCUCGACUGCACACCCCCAUGUAUUUCUUCUUGUGUGAGCUGUCUGUGUGUGACAUAUUUUUCCCUUCUGUGAGCUCCCCCAAGAUGCUCUUCUACCUCUCAGGGUACAGCCGAGCCAUCUCCUAUGCCGGAUGUGUGUCCCAGCUGUUCUUUUACCAUUUCCUGGGCUGCACCGAGUGCUUCCUGUACACGGUGAUGGCCUAUGACCGCUUCGUGGCCAUCUGUCACCCUCUACGCUACCAGGUGAUCAUGAGCCCCAGGGUGUGUGCCAUCCUGGCCUCGGGGACCUCGUUUUUUGGCUGUGUUCAGGCCACCUUUCUAACCACUCUCACCUUCCAGUUACCCUACUGUGGCCCCAAUGAGGUGGACUAUUUCUUCUGUGACAUCCCCGUGAUGCUGAAGCUGGCUUGUGCGGACACCGCAGCCCUGGAGAUGGUGGGGUUCAUCAGUGUGGGCCUCAUGCCCCUCAGCUGCUUUCUUCUCAUCCUCGCCUCCUACAGCCGCAUUGUCUACUCCAUCCUGCAGAUCCGCUCCACCCAGGGCCAACGCCAUGCCUUCUCCACCUGCAGCGCCCACCUCACUGCCAUCCUACUUUUCUACAUGCCAGUGGUCCUCAUCUACUUAAGGCCAACGCCAAGCCCCUGGCUGGAUGCAAUGGUUCAGGUCCUGAAUAACCUGAUCACCCCCAUGCUGAACCCCUUGAUCUACAGCCUCAGGAACAAGGAGGUAAAAUCAUCUCUGAGGAAAGUCCUGCAUCAACUGGGCUUUCUUCCUGAGCACUUGUAG